Dendroctonus ponderosae (mountain pine beetle) is the source of this 1807-nucleotide messenger RNA. Its product is annotated as porphobilinogen deaminase. The transcript is spliced from 10 exons. NCBI's taxonomy places the organism in Eukaryota, Metazoa, Arthropoda, Insecta, Coleoptera, Curculionidae. Gene Ontology annotation, biological process: heme biosynthetic process. Gene Ontology annotation, molecular function: hydroxymethylbilane synthase activity. Gene Ontology annotation, cellular component: cytoplasm. Bases 213 to 1673 code for a protein of 486 amino acids. The record is from RefSeq and is a predicted model, not a curated record.
AUCAAUCAGUGCUGGCUGACGAGUGCAUUGGUAAACAGGCUCGUACUUUGAGGUUUUGCAGGUUAUUGGUCAAUUAUCUUCAUGAUAACUGGCAGCAAAACGAAUAAACAGUUCUGCACAUGUUGCCUUGAGUUCAGUUAGUGUUUUUCGUUGGUGUUGAGUGUUCCAGUGGUUAUUCUCAGGCUCUCUAAAAGAGACAAGAUCGACUCAAAAUGACCAAUGACCUGAAAUUUCGAGUGGGAUCAAGGAAAAGCGAGUUGGCCUUAAUUCAAACCAAACAUGUCAUCGGCCUACUAAAACAGUUUCACCCCGAUCGAGAAUUUGAGAUUGUUACGAUGACCACCUUGGGCGAUCAAAUUCUGGACAUUCCGUUGCCCAAAAUCGGGGAAAAGUCGCUCUUCACCAAGGAAUUGGAAUCGGCCCUAUCUGCAGGCCUGGUAGACUUUAUUGUCCACUCACUGAAAGACUUACCCACCAGCUUGCCUAAUGGAAUGGCCAUUGGGGCCACUUUGAGUAGGGAAAACCCGCGCGAUGCGUUAGUUUUGCAAAAAGAUAUAAAACAUCACACCCUGGCCACGUUGCCUGAGGGGAGUGUGAUUGGGACGUCCAGUUUGAGACGAACGGCGCAAUUGGCCAAAAAAUACCCUCACCUGAAAGUGGAGAACAUCAGAGGCAACCUCAACACCAGAUUGAAAAAAUUGGAUGAUCUGGGGAAGUACCACGCAAUAAUUUUGGCGUCAGCCGGUCUGAAUCGCAUCGGAUGGACAAACCGCAUUUCCAAGAUGUUGAACGCCGAUGACUUUCUUUACGCCGUCGGCCAAGGGGCCAUAGCCGUAGAAUGCAGGGCAAACGAUGAGAAAACAAUCAAGCUACUCGAGCCGCUGUACGACCUGCAAACUGCGCUGCGUGUAAUUGCAGAACGGAGUUUCCUGAAAACUUUAGGGGGCGGGUGUAGCGCUCCGGUCGCUGUCACUUCGGACUUGAAGAUGAUCGAGGAGAAGCAGGUGCAAAUUGCGCUGAAGGGAGCAGUUUGGUCGCUAGACGGGGCCGAAGAAAUUGUGGACGAAGUCGUCGGCGUCCUGCCCGUUUUGAGUAAAAUUCGAUGCGCUGAGUGCCCGUACAUCAAUGGCGACAACGAAAUCAAAGACAUCGAAUGCUGCGCGGUUUGCCCAAUGAAAACCAGCCCGACAGAGCCGCUGCCUAAGAAGAAACGCAUCGAAGUUCCCAGCGAACUUUUCAAUGAUGACCCGCACGAAAAAUGCCCCGUGGCCAUGCCUAUCGGGUCUGACUUUAUGGGCGAGUGUCCAUUCCUGCAGGGCGAUAUUAAGGAUUUUGUAGGACAUCCUCCACUGAAUGGGGCCACGGUGGAGACGCUGAAAUCAGGCUUCAAUGUGUGUCCAGUGUUGAAGAACCUGAAAGCAGUCGCCGCUUUGAGAAAAUCGACGGAAACGCCCGUUAUCAACGGCAACGGUGAUAAGAUUGGCGACAACAACGAACAUCUUUUCGUUGGUUUGGUGGGCCACAAAGACGCCUCGCCAUCCAGCUUGAGGAAGGCUGUGGAACUAGGGGAAUCGCUGGCCAAGAAACUGAUAGAAAAGGGCGCGUUGGCCGUGAUGACAGAGGCACAAAACACUGUUCAUAGUCAAAUCAGUCAAGUCGUGGCCCAAUGCUAACCAGCAGGAACGCGGCUUUCGGAUCAAAUGUAGUCUAUUGGAAUUGUUAGCAACGGUUUUGAAGGUUGGUUAGAUGCUGUUUAUAUUUUUCAUUAAAUUAUGGGUGAUUGUUGCAAUAGAGAGCUUAAAAAAUA